Leishmania mexicana MHOM/GT/2001/U1103 is the source of this 1830-nucleotide messenger RNA. Its product is annotated as amino acid permease. The record is from RefSeq and is a predicted model, not a curated record. NCBI's taxonomy places the organism in Eukaryota, Euglenozoa, Kinetoplastea, Trypanosomatida, Trypanosomatidae. Bases 1 to 1830 code for a protein of 609 amino acids. Gene Ontology annotation, molecular function: amino acid transmembrane transporter activity. The transcript has a single exon. Gene Ontology annotation, biological process: amino acid transmembrane transport.
AUGUCAAACCGAUCAGCCGAUAGCCGCUCUCACACCUGUCGAGGGCAACAGCGCGAGGAGUACCUCGACCACGCCAGCACCUGCGGCGGCGCCACGCUGGACUCUCCCAGCAGAACAAAGAUGGCCGUAGGUGCGGUGCGCAAGGCCAAGCCGACGGCGACGUCGCGGAGUGCAGGGCAGCGCUCUCAGUGCCAGUCGAACGCGCAGCCGCGCCGCACCGGAUGUCUUGGUGUGCUCCAGGGCAUCCGCGACGCCGUCAUCAAAGCGGUGUACGUGAUCGUGCCGCCCGGCGGCAUUCUCUCCGGCGCCUUCAACAUGGCGAGCUCUUCCAUCGGCGCCGGCAUCCUUGGCCUGCCCGCGGCGACCGACUCAGCAGGCAUCAUCCCCGCCAUGAUCUUCCUCGUCGUCAUCACGUACUUCUCCGUGUUCUCCAUGUACAUCCUGGCACUCGCAUCGGAGAAUACGCGCAUCAAGACCUUCGAGGGCUUGGCGCGGUGGCUCUUCCCAGCGAGAAGAUAUGCCUUCUCAUACUGGGCCGCGUUCGUCAGAUGGUUCUACGGCUUCUCCGGCUGCGUCGCCUACGUCAUCAGCCUGGGCAACUGUUUUGGUGCUAUCUUCACCGGCGCCGCAGAGCAGCACCCCGACAACAAAGCCAUCCAGUUCUUCGCCACCACGCAGGGCAACCGCGUGCUCACCGUCAUCGUUUGGCUCUUCGUGAUGCUGCCGCUGGUUAUUCCGAAGCACAUCGACUCACUGCGCUACGCCUCCGCCAUCGCGGUGGCAUUUAUGGUGUACUUCGUCUUCGUGGUUGUCGCACACAGCUGCCGCAACGGACUGGCGGAAACGUCGAAGCACGUGAAGCUGUCCGGCAACCAGGUGGACGAUGACAAGCUGGAGCACAACACGGUCUUUCUUUUUCGCACCGGCAACUCCGUAAUCCACUCCGUCGGCAUCUUUGUUUUCGCGUACGUGUGCCAAAUCAACGCGCAGGAGGUUCUGUGGGAUUUGAGGCCCGAGAUUCGCACGUCGAAGACCUUCACGAUGUCGGCGUUCAUUGGAAUGAUGCUCUGCGGCACGCUGUACGUGCUAGUGUCCGUGUUCGGCUACUUCGACUUUGGCAGCAAGAAGCUGCUGGGCAAGUCGCUGCUGCUCAUGUUCAACCCGCUCGAGGAGGCGGACAUCAUGAUCGCCUACGUUGCCGUCAUGAUCAAGCUAUGCGUGGCCUACGCGUUAGUCACCAUUGCAGCGCGCAACUCCCUGUACUACCUGAUCGGCUUCCAGCACCGCUACCGCAACCGCACCGAGGCUGCUGUCGCGGAGGAGCUCGGCUUCGUCGCUGGCGACGCCGCCGUCCAGCAGGGGGCAAAUCCGACCGCGGCGGCGGCCGAUAGUGACGUUGUCCAGUCCGGCAAGCUGGACGGGGUGGACAGCGACCACGGCCCGGAGGGGACAACGAAGGUCCACAGUCCCUCCCAACCCGUCGAUGAGGGCUACGAAGAGGGUGAGGACGUGGAGGAGACCGCCGAGGACACGACGUACGUGGACAACAUCCCGUUCUGGCAGCACCUGCUCGUCGUGCUUGCGCUCUCCGUCGCGUCGCUGCUGUGUGGCCUGUUCAUCCCGAACAUCAACACCGUCUUCGGCUUCGCCGGCGCGAUCAGCGGCGGCUUCAUCGCCUUUGUCUUCCCCGCGCUCUUCGUCAUGUACUCGGGCAACUUCACGGUGGCGCAGGUGGGAUGGUUCACGUACCUGAACACGUACCUGCUGCUGAUCUGCGGUGUUGUGGGCAUUGUCUUCGGCACCGGCGGCACCAUCUACGUUACGAUCUAG